AUGGGCUCCAGACCCGUGACGUCGGCUCCCAUUCACCUAUCACGCGGCCGUGCAAGCCGCGUGUCACAAGCUCGCCCGGUCGACACGGAGGCGGACGCGGCGGCGGUGACGUCGAGCGCCGUGCCGGCGGCUGGAGCCGGAGCGGAAGCGGGGGCGGGGGCGGGGCCGGAGUACUCGCCGGCGUCCGAAGCGGAGCCCGUGCAAACCAACGAGGAUCCCUGCCUGCGCGCCGGGGGGCUGUGCGUGCUGGAGAGCGAGUGCCCGCCGGGCCAGCUGGCGGCCACGCGCGGCCUUUGCCCCGCGCAGCAGGAGCGCGGCGUCGAGUGCUGCCACGGCCUGUCCAUCCUGGAGCGGCGCUGCAGCGCGCGUGGUGGCAUCUGCCGUCCCAAGCAGAAGUGCGGCCGCGCGCUGUGGGAGGAGACGGCCGAGGACUGCGCCAGCGACGAGACCUGCUGCGUGCUGGUCUCGUGAACGCCCACGCCACUCCACGCCGCUCCACGCCGUUCGCGCCUCGCCGCCGGCUACUCCUUUCUUCCCGGCAGCUCCUUCUCGGUUGACAAAAAGCCUAUACGCUGCUAAUGGUUUUUCUCUUGCUCUUCCGGAGAAACGGAACUUGCGUGACUUCGGGUUUCGGACUUGUUCUCGAAGCGGAUAUCUAGAAGAUAUCUGCCAUGUUUAUUUCAUUUCAGUUCUUGAGGGAUAAACAGCCACAUUUCCAAUUUUGUUGAAAUUGAGUUAAUUACGUAUAAUAGCUUUCUGGUCUGUAUACUUUAAUGUCGUAAGAGAUGUCUCUUCCGACUCGUAAGUAAGUCAACGCUUCAUUGGGCAUUGUUGGUGCAGCAUACAACGGUGUAUAGGUGCAUUAUGCAUAUCUGAUUGUUUUCACCGUGAAACAAUAGUGUUUAAUUUUCAUUUAUUUGAAGCUAGUUGAAGUGGAAUUAUUAUCAUUUUCUCUCAGAUGUUGUUUUUCUGUCAACAUUUGAUUACAUAGGUACUAUUUUGUAUUCGAUAACAUUUAAUUACAUCAGCAGCUUACGUAAAUUGGUUCCGUUGAAGUAAGUACAAGGAGGAAAUAUAUACGUGGGUCAGAAAUUUUUCAGUAGAAACAUUAAGCUCUCCCCAGAAAAAAAUUGUAUCAAAUAACUUUUAGUGAAACUAAUCUCCUUUUUGAAACACUUCGCCACUGAAAUAUAAUUCCGUCCAUUAGUUACCACAUAGUAAUUAUGUACCAACGGAGCAUUUUCACAAAUGAUUUUGAACUAAUUUAGAUAGCAAAUAUUAAUAACAGCAAUUUUUUAAUAAGUUUUACAUCGCACCCAAAAACAAAUUACGGUGCCUAGUAAAUCAUUGUAAGACGCUAGGAAAUCUACGAAUAGGAAGUAAAUAAAGCAACAAUGUCUUUUCUCAAUGAGGAAGGAGCUCCUUCUUGAGUGACUAAUUGUUCCUUUGUCGAACGUUCUUUAUUCAAAAAUUUAAGUUUUUUUAAUUUUUAAUUGUAUAUGCAAAAUAAUUUAUUAAUUCAUUUCUGUGACUAUGGGAAAUAUUUAUUUUCCCGGAUAAGUAUAUCGUUUUUCAUCAGUAAAUAUUUAUUCUGUAUACGUAAUUAAUAUUUACCUCUUUUAUUUGCACUGUUUUUGGUACUUGAAGCUUAAAUUCUUAGUUUCCCCGUAGCCCACCUAGCAUUGUUUGUUGACGUCAUUUAUUCGUGCUGCAGUUGCGUCCUUUGUUUGUAAUUUUAAUAUUUUCUGAUAAAGUAGUUUUUAAACAGUACUUUCUGGGCAACUUUUUAUUACUUCUUAUUUUUUCUUCCAUGGAGUAGCAGGUAGUUGUGUAUUAUUUGUAGGUUGGUAGAGCUAUUUUUGUAGUUUUACAACCAUUUACAACACUAGUUAUUUAUUUCACCCGGCGCAAUGACAUUUUUAGUUAUGCGCUUGAUAUUUGACUUACUGCCAAAUAUAUCAUUUGCACUGAAUUGUUUCCUUGUAUUGUUUGUUUCUGUUAAAUUAUAACAAUAAAAAUAUUGUCG
This is a messenger RNA of Gryllus bimaculatus (two-spotted cricket), 2026 nucleotides long. NCBI's taxonomy places the organism in Eukaryota, Metazoa, Arthropoda, Insecta, Orthoptera, Gryllidae. The record is from the annotation of a GenBank genome assembly.